AUGUCUCAGAGUUCUCCCUCAAAGAAAUCGUCUCCUUCCUCUGAAACAGCAUCAGGAUCUAGGGCACCCAAUGUGGUGAGUGAUCAAGAUGUUGUGUUGAAUGUUGUGCCAUUGAACUCUGUUCCUGCUACCGAUCCUGUUCGUAAUCCACCAAGAAAGAUGCAUGCAAGAAAAUCAACUGGUGGAUCUGUUCCAGAAACUUUUUCUGUUCAAGGGAGAGAGGGCUCUGCUUAUGUUCACAAUGCGAUCGCAGGUAUUGUCACAAGAAUCUUGAAUGAAGGGCACCAGGUUGAUGGAAUAUCUGUUCCUCUAGCCCAAAUUCCUGCCUCUGAGAACAGCAAAGAUGAUCAAGAUGGUAAAGAUGAUGCUAGCAAAGAUCAGGGUGAUGUUGAGACAUCUGUUGACAACAAUGAUGAGAAGACCCCUGGUGCCAAAGAUGUUGAGACAUCUGAAGCUAUCAAUGUUGAAACAUCUGGUACUAAAGAUGCUGAGAUUCUUGAACCUGAGAAAGCUGAAGAGGUUCCUGUUGCUCCUUCUAAAGAAACCCUUAAUGAAGGCCCUACUGUGCAUGAUGUGGUGAAUCUGGAUGAUCUGGAUGAUUCUAUUGACAUUGCUGAUGAUGAGCUCAUCUCUAGCAUCUCUCAUAGAGUCAAGACUCGUAAGGGCAAACAGGUUUGUGAUCAAGAUUUUUCCAAACCUCAAGUUACUCCUCAAGUUACUCCUCAAAAGAAGGUCACUAUAAAGAAGAUCAAGAAGGUCCCUGCUGAACCUUCAACCACUGGGAGCAAGACUGCAGUGAAGAAGAGGAAGGAAAGAAGUGUUUCUGCCCCUGAAGAUGAUGUCUUAAGUGAUUGUUAUGAAAUGCUUGUGAAGGAAUUUUUUGUGAACUUGUCUCAAGAUUGUGGUGAUGGAAGAACUGGUGAUUUUCAUAAGGUGUAUGUUAGAAGAAAGUGUAUAGAUUUUUCCCCUGCUGUUAUCAACCUAUAUCUAGGUAGAGAUGCUGAGGCUCAACCUGAGCUUGAAGUGACUGAUAAUGAGGUGUGCAAAGUAAUCACUGGUGGUAAGGUUAAGAAGUGGCCUAUAAAGAGCAAAUUGUCUGCUAGUUCUCUUAAUGUCAGGUAUGCAUUGCUACACAAAAUUGGUGCUGCUAACUGGGUGCCUACCAAUCACACUUCUACCAUUGCUGUUGGCCUAGGAAGAUUUAUUUAUGCUGUGGGAACCAAGACAAAAUUUGACUAUGGGACUUAUAUAUUUGAUCAAACUAUGAGGCAUGCUGGUACCUCUGCUACCAAGCUCCCUAUUGCAUUCCCAUCCCUGAUAUGUGGGAUAAUCCUCAAGCAACACCCUGGAAUUCUGAAAAGUAAAGAUUAUGUAUGUAAGAGGGAGAGUGCUUUGUCUUUUCACUACAAACUGCUCCAGAGGUCUGAUGACAUGACAUCUGCUGGGACAUCACAACCCAGCAAAUCUGUGGACAACAGGAAGAUAAAGCUUGAAAAGCUCAUCCAAAGUCUUGAGCAGUCUACAGAUGAUGAUCUUGCUGGUGACAAUAUGGAUGAAGACAAAGGUGCUGCUAGGGGGGCUGAGGAAGAGGCUGAGGAUGGUGAGGGCUCUGAGGAUACUGGGAGCAGUGAUGCUGCUGAUUCUGAUGACAAUACUGGUGGCUCUAGUGAUGAAGACAGUGAUGGGUCUGAUGAUUAG
Vicia villosa (hairy vetch) is the source of this 1698-nucleotide messenger RNA. RefSeq lists its product as uncharacterized. The coding region runs from base 1 to 1698 and encodes 565 amino acids. Lineage: Eukaryota; Viridiplantae; Streptophyta; Magnoliopsida; Fabales; Fabaceae. The transcript is spliced from 2 exons. The record is from RefSeq and is a predicted model, not a curated record.